CACUGUCGCACGGGUCCUGGCCUCCAGCGGUCCUCUCCGCAAUCUGUAGACACCCGCACUGUCGGAGCGCAGCCACCAGUCGCGGGACUAUCUGAAGCUGCUGCCGCCGCCGAUUCUGUCCCCACUGUGCGCCAUGGAGGGCGGCUCCAUCGAGGUGUUCACGGUGAACGCGUUCACGGCGGAGCCGUUCGCCGGCAACCCGGCGUCCGUCUGCCUGCUGGAGGACCCGUCGCCGCCGGACGUCCUCCUGCAGGGGAUCGCCGCCCAGAUGAACCACUCGGAGACGGCGUUUGUGACGCGCCUCUCCGAGGGAGACCAGUUUGACACGGCCGACACGUUCCGCCUGCGCUGGUUCACGCCCACCACCGAGGUGAAGCUCUGUGGACACGGCACCAUGGCGGCCGCCGCCGUCCUCUUCAAGGUGGUGGGUAACAAGCAGCCGCAGCUGACGUUCGUCACGCGCUGGGAGCUGCGGCUGACGGCCGUCAGGGACGAGGACAGGAUAGAGCUGGAGCUGCCGCUGAACGCGCCGCAGCCGGUGCCGGCCGAGCGGUUCGCGCAGCUGGCCGCUGCUGUCUGCGGGCAGCUGCCCGUGGCCGAGAGCCAGCUGUCGGAGGAGACCGGGAAGCUGCUGCUGAGACUGGAGGACAGCUGCACCGUCCGGCAGCUGGAGGAGCUCAAGCCGGAGGUGGGCCAGCUGCCGCGGCUCCACGACGGCAGCGAGGUACGCGGCGUCAUCGUCACGCUGAAGGACGGCGGCAAGUUCGACUUCCAGAGCCGCUACUUCGCGCCGUGGGUUGGCAUCCCCGAGGACCCGGUGACGGGGUCGGCACACACGGUGCUGGCGCCGUACUGGGCGCGUCAGCUCGACUCAGAGCGACUGUGGGCGCGCCAGUGCUCGGCCAGGGCCGGCCAGCUGGGCCUGGCCGUCGACUGGGACCGCCAGCGGGUCCUCGUCUACGGAGAGGCCGUCGUCGUCCUCCAGGGAAAGCUGAGGAUCCCCUAGCGUGGUGAAUGUGAUGACGGAAAGCUGGGCGGUGCUAAAUAUAUGUGGGGAAUUUCCUGGGGUUUCGCACUAAAUAUGCAGGUGCCUAGUGCAUAGAUAUUGGAUGUCAAUUAGAUAAGUAAAAGAAAUUGAGCUUUUCCUCGACAUUACAGAUGCAAAAAGCCUUGGUAUGCGCAUGUAGAACCGCCGGUAUAGUCGACUACAGAAUGAUGUUCCACUUUUCACAGGCAAUUAUUUGCCUGGAGUGGUAAGCUGCGCCGCAUCACACGGGCUGAGUUCACAAAUUAUAGCUUUGUCCCAAUGUUCACAAUCGACACGCUUAAUUGCGUGAUGAACGGCACAACUUAACGCUCCGGUCAACUGAUAGCUUCUGAGGAGUGGAACAUCAUUCUGUAGUCGACUACAUACACAGCGCGAAAUAAACCCUGUCCUGCGCGUUAUGCACGAGCUGGUCUCUGUUAUCUGUCUCUGUCUAUCCGUCGUUUAAACCCCGUUCACCUUACUCCGUGCGGUGUCACUGUUGGCUCUCACGCUCUACCGACAAAAAUAGUGAACUGGUGCGCCACUGAUAUUUUGCCUGCUGCUAUUUUUGAGUGUCGUUUUAUUUGUCAAAUGUUCAACCAUGUCGAAAGAACAUUCAAUAAAACUGCUGUGAGUGCUGAG
Messenger RNA from Amphibalanus amphitrite, 1669 nucleotides. Its product is annotated as phenazine biosynthesis-like domain-containing protein 1. The transcript has 4 exons. Gene Ontology annotation, molecular function: isomerase activity. Lineage: Eukaryota; Metazoa; Arthropoda; Thecostraca; Balanomorpha; Balanidae. The record is from RefSeq and is a predicted model, not a curated record. Gene Ontology annotation, biological process: biosynthetic process. Gene Ontology annotation, cellular component: cytoplasm. The coding region runs from base 134 to 1006 and encodes 290 amino acids.